Molecule: messenger RNA, 2013 nt
Organism: Candidula unifasciata
Lineage: Eukaryota; Metazoa; Mollusca; Gastropoda; Stylommatophora; Geomitridae
Source: the annotation of a GenBank genome assembly
AUGGCCAACUGGCAUAUUUGUCUCCUGGUUUCAGUCCUCUCAAUUGAUUUGAGCAGAUCUCAGAGUGAAGUCUUUAAGCCGCCAGUCAUCACCCAGCCCAGAACCAGAAUGGACUGGUAUUACAGCAUGUAUAGUGAUGUUACUGUCAACUGUUCAGCAGAUGGUGUCCCUGCACCAGUGUAUACGUGGACAGUAAAUAACCAGCCGGUUAUACAAACCCCAGACAUUAGUUUUGAUACUGUAACUGGGACUCUGAAAAUUCCAUCCUUUACCACACGUGAACAAGCCACAUACGUGUGCACGGCCUCCAAUUCAGUCAAUGGGAACAAAAUUGUCAGCUAUGCAGCACCUAGCAGAUUAUGGCAGACAAGAACAGAGAUGGUGGAUGAGGGAAGCAUUUCACAAACUGUACCAGAACAUUCCUAUGUGAAAAUGCAAUGCAAAAAGAAAAUUGUUGUUGGUUCCCAAAUAAAAUACAACUGGUACAGUGCCGAGAAAACAAGCAUUAGUUUGGACAACAAUCGGCUCUUCAUUGAUCUGGACGGAAAUCUCCAUUUCACAUACGUAAUUGUCAACGACCAGAUCCUGAACUACAUGUGUGGUAUCUCUGCAGCUCAAGAUAGGGCAAUUAUUCUCGGCACAAGAAAUAAUGUUGUUGUAACUGGAAACUCUAAUAUUUCACCUAUUAAACCGCAAGCAGUGUAUACUAAUAAUGGAGUCAAAGGGAUGAGGUUUUCCACAGCCAAGCUUGAGUGUAUGUUUUCUGGAUACGAUCCACAAUCACCAUACAUCCCAGCAAUAACUUGGCGUGAUGAUUCUGGCAAGAUAAUUGAAACAAAAGAGCCCAAAUACAUUUUGUCUGAGGAUAGGAGGACACUGACUAUCACCAACUUACAGGAGGAGGAUGAGCGGACGUACACAUGUGAAGCCAGGAAUUCUGCAGGAGACGCUUCUGCUCAAGUGUUCCUCAAUGUCACAUCCGGCCCCAUCUUUAUCAAUGGUCAGCCAAUAGAUCAGACAGUCUCCCAGUACAACACUGUCCAGUUCAAUUGUGAUACCAGGUCUGCCUCACGUGAAGAUCCUCCAUCACCUCCAGCUUGGUUCAUUAAUGGCCAGGCAUGGGGGUCACAGAUAGAUCCUAACAAGUUUGAACUGUCUCCUGAUAACAAGAUAUUGACAAUCAAGAAUGUGACCAAACCAAAUGACAUUAUGUGCAUUCAGUGCAAUGUCUCCAACUCCGAAGACUCUAUCUUGGCAAACGCAUGCCUCAAUGUUCUGUUGCCCAUAAAAAUUGAAAGAGAACCUAAACUGGAACAGUCCAUUGUCUAUGGGGAUAACUUGGAUUUUACAGUUACAGCAUCUACAGAUCCUGCUAUGACUUUGAGUUACAGAUGGGAGUUUAAUAAUAAAACAUACAUUGGAGCAGAUCAUCCACCGUACAUGUCUUUCAACCCAAGCACCAACUUGGCAUAUAUCAACACCAGCUCUCUGACUCAGGAGCAGUACGGUGAAAUUGGCGGAACGUACAGGAGAGUUGUUUUCCAUCUUUAUGACCAGAAGGUUGUGGAGAUCAACGUGAUACUGAGAGACAGGCAGAUAGGUCCCCUGACAGGAGCAGUUUUUGAUCUGUGGAUUAUUGGUCUCAUACUUGCCCUUAUCCUUCUCAUUAUCAUCAUCAUAAUCAUCAUCUGUUGCAUCUGUCGCAAACGCCAAGAAGGCGAUUACAACGUGGACAAGAAAGAAACCGGAGCAGGAUUGGACCCUGAAAAAGAGCUGAAAGAGAAAGAAUUCAAUGCUUAUUCAAGACCUGUCUACGAUGAGUACGCUGUUUAUCCAGACACAAAACCUCCAGGGGACCCUGAGUACGAUGAUGCUCCAAUCGGAGGUGAUGACGAAAGUUUAGGGGAAUAUGGAAAAGAAGAUGUCACAUAUUUCAAUGAGGAUGGAUCCUUCAUCGGAAUUUAUCAAAGUAAAAAGUCACCUCCACCACAACCCAAUGAAUCAACAAUAUAG